Molecule: messenger RNA, 1816 nt
Organism: Myotis daubentonii (Daubenton's bat)
Lineage: Eukaryota; Metazoa; Chordata; Mammalia; Chiroptera; Vespertilionidae
Gene: HTR5A
Product: 5-hydroxytryptamine receptor 5A
Biological process (GO): adenylate cyclase-activating adrenergic receptor signaling pathway; positive regulation of MAPK cascade
Cellular component (GO): plasma membrane
Molecular function (GO): G protein-coupled serotonin receptor activity
Source: RefSeq, a predicted model, not a curated record
GAGCCCCGGGCGGGCGGCGGCAGCUGAGGCGGGCCUGGCUGAGACACGGCUUCCGGGCCCCGCUUCCCUAGCCUCGGAGGGGUUCAGACCUGCUUCUGCGUGUAGCGCAGCGCCUCCUCUCCGCCACGCCAUCUCCCACAGAUGCUCACGGGCAGCAGGUCCCAGCAGCCCUACCACUGCCCAGUGACCACUUAUGUCCUCUUGAAAGCCCUCGGCACGCACCCUGGGCCGGGCUUCUGACCCAAGAUGGAUUUGCCUGGGAACCUAACGACCAACCUCAGCCUGGGCACAGAAGACCCGCGCCCCCGCCCGGCCCGCCUCUCGGUGCUCGGCGCGUUUGUGCUGACCUUGCUCGGCUGUCUGGUGGCAGCGACCUUCGCCUGGAACGCGCUGGUACUGGCGACAAUUGCGCAUGUGCGCACCUUCCACCGCGCUCCGUACAACCUGGUGGUGUCCAUGGCCGUCUCGGACGUGCUGGUGGCCACGCUGGUCAUGCCGCUGAGCCUGGCACACGAGCUGGCCGGGCAUCGCUGGCGCCUGGGCGCGCGGCUGUGCCAGCUGUGGAUCACGUGCGAUGUUCUCUGCUGCACAGCUAGUAUCUGGAGUGUGAUGGCCAUCGCGCUGGACCGCUAUUGGUCCAUCACGCGCCACCUGGCGUACACGCGGGGCACACGUCGGCGCGUCUCCAACCUCAUGAUCGCGCUGACGUGGGCGCUGUCCGCGGCCAUCUCGCUGGCGCCGCUGCUCUUCGGCUGGGGGGAGAUCUACUCGGAGCGCCGGGAGGCCUGCCAGGUGAGCCGCGCGCCCGCCUACACCGUGGUCUCCACGCUGAGCGCCUUCUACCUGCCGCUGGGCGUGGUGCUGUUCGUGUACUGCAGGAUCUACAGGGCGGCUCGGCUGCGGCUGGGCUUCCGGGGCGGCAACAGCGUGCAUCCUGCGCCGAAGACUGUGCAGAGGGUCCCUGCUCAGGAGCCCCAGACGCUGUUCUCCGCCCGCCACGGCACCGUCACCUUCCAGGCAGAGGGGGACACGUGGAGGGCGCAGAAGGAGCAGAGAGCCGCCGUGAUGGUGGGCACUCUCAUCGGGGUGUUUGCCAUCUGCUGGAUCCCCUUCUUCACCACGGAGCUCGUCAGCCCCCUCUGCGCCUGCGACCCCCCUGCCCUCUGGAAGAGCAUCUUCCUUUGGCUCGGCUACUCCAACUCCUUCUUCAACCCCCUGAUCUACACGGCCUUCAACAAGAGCUACAGCAACGCCGUCAGGAGCUGCUUCUGUCGGCAGCGCUGAGUCCCAGGACCUGGGAUUAAAAAGGGCUAAUUCCAGAACUCAGCGAAAUCUUCAGUGUGGCCUGCGUCCCCAUCCCCGGCCGGCAGCACACAGCCUAGAGCAUCCCCUCUGUUCUCCCAUGGCCUUCAAAGCCCCCUUCUCCAUCCCAGCCAGGAAGGCGGCCGCCUGGCCGAUGCGGUGACCUCUUUAUCUCAUAGAUCUACGCUUUCUCAUCCUGCACCUAAUAGCUACUUUGCCCACUAAGUGCCCUUUCCUCUCCCAAAUCCAGCAUGGCCGUCAUCCUCAUGCCUGAGAAGUCAAACAUGGCAUAUGCAAGGGAGGAAAUAAAAUAAUAUGGGCAGGUUGAGAAGGAAUUUGAAAAAUGAGUAAGAAGUUAUAAUGGGGACCUGGGUGGGGGGGCAGGGUAGGAAACCAUCAUUCCAAGUAUGAAAUGGUCCCUAUUUCAAAUUUUUCUUUCCAUGGUCCUGAUGGUGCACCCUAAUAUUUAUUGUGUGUCCCAAUAUUUGACUGCGAAAUACUGCCUCUAACCAUA